UCUCCUUCUGUUCUCUCUCCUUCUGUUCUCUCUCAUUCUGUUCUCUCUCAUUCUGUUCUCUCUCAUUCUGUUCUCUCUCAUUCUGUUCUCUCUCCUUCUGUUCUCUCUCCUUCUGUUCUCUCUCCUUCUGUUCUCUCUCAUUCAGGACUACUUCUUUCCAAAGUACUUAGCGUGCAUGGAGAAGUUUGGGGACACGGACAAGAAGAAACAAGACCUGAUCACCUGUGUUCACAAUAUUCCAGACCAGUGCUCUCCGUCUCCCUGUAAUCCUCGAGGUACGGUGCGCUGUGAGGACCAAAAGGGCGGCUUCCUCUGCCACUGCUUCACUGGCUGGACAGGAGUCCGUUGUGAGAAAGAUGUCAACGAGUGCAACAAGAGGAAUGGAGGAUGUGACCACGAGUGUAACAACACUAUGGGUAGCUACCAUUGCUCCUGUCGCCGCGGUUACAUGCUGGUCGGACGCCAGAUGUGUAACGACGUGGAUGAGUGCCAGGAUCCAGGUAUGUGUGGGACAGCGAGGUGUGUGAACCAGGAUGGAGCCUAUGACUGUCUGUGUGAGACGGGAUAUGUUUACGACAACAACACCAAGACCUGCCUCGAUGUGGACGAGUGUGAGCAGGGAGUGUGUGAGGAGUGUGUGAACACACCCGGUAGUUUCCGGUGUUUCUGUGACGGUCGGCAGGGCAAGAAGUUGAGCCACGACCUCAGGAGCUGUCAGGAGAUCACUACAUGCGUCUCUCUCACCAUGAAGAGGAACUCCCGUUCUCUCUACCUGGGCCGAAUGUUCAGCGGAGUCCCAGUGGUCAGGCUACGCUUCCGCAGGAGAGUCCAGACUGGCUUCUCAGCUGAGUUUGACCUCCGUACCUUUGACCCAGAGGGGGUCAUCUUCUUCGCUGGUGGUCACCUGAACAGUUCCUGGAUUGUUCUUGCAAUGCAUCAUGGGAAACUGGAGCUGCAGCUGAGGUACGGGGCGGUCAGCCGGGUCACCAGCAGUGGGCCUGCCGUCAACGACGGACAGUGGAGAAAGAUCUCAGUGGAGGAGCAGGGGCGGAGUCUGGUGAUAAAGAUUGACAGGGAGGCAGUGAUGAAGAUAGCUGUGAAUGGAGAUCUGUUCACCCUGAAGAAAGGCAUGCAUGAACUCAACCUGACUGUAGGGGGCGUCCCUUUCAAAGAGGACAGUCUCAUCAACCAGGUGAACCCGAGGUUUGAUGGCUGUAUGCGUGAGUGGCGCUGGUUAACAGGAGAGGAUACGUCCAUUCAGGAGACCAUCAGGUCGAAUGACAACAUGCAGUGUUUCAGUACAGAACAGCCCGGAACCUAUUACCCUGGGACAGGCUUCGCUCUGUUCAACAUCACAUACGCAGAGUCCCAGUCUCUGAGUAUCCAGCUGACUCUGAGACCAGCCUCCACUGUUGGGGUUCUAUUGGCCCUGGUUUAUCAGGACAGCGUCCCUCUCUCCAUCUCUCUCUCCGACUACCACAGAGACAACCAGGAGUGGCGGGAGUAUGUCCUGGUCUCUGUGGGUGAUGUGAUCGUGGCCAGCGCCCCGGCCUUCCUGUGUGAUGCAGAGGUUCAUGAGGUCAAUGUGACGGUCAGUGGGAACCUGACCAUACUAGAGGUGGACGGUCAGCCUGGACAGAGUCACACCACACCUGGACAGGAGACGGUUGACCUCAGCCUGCCUUCAACCACCUUUAUAGGAGGGCUCCCCGACGUGCCCCUGGUGUCGACCCUGGUGUCGUCGUUCUACCGCGGCUGCAUGGAGGUGACGAUCAACGGCCUGGCUCUGGACCUGGACGAGGCCUUCCACAAACACAACGACAUCCGCUCCCACUCCUGCCCUCUGCUGGGGGGCCUUGUGACCGCUGCAGUCCCCUUCAGCCCCGUCCUCACUGGAGCAGGGGGGAGUUGCCCCGAGACACUGAUCUUGGGUCAGUUUGACAUUUCCCCCACAGAUGGUUAAGGUUAGGAUUAGGGGGAGUGGAAGUUGAUCCUAGAUCUGUAGCAAGGGGAGACUUCACCCCGUCCACUACAGUCCACCAUAACCCACAGGGCCUUAACCUAAGCAAGGACUGAGUCCCAAAUAGCACUCUAUUCCCUAUAUGACCCCUAUGGGUUCUGGUCAAAACUAGUGCACUAUUUAGGGAAUAGGGUGCCAUUUGGGAAGUACCCAGGAGCUGGCCGAGUGGCCAACCCUUCUCCUGACCAACCCUCAGUCAUUCUGCCCUCAGCGUGAUUGAAUGUAGGAGCAGCACUCUCACAUCUGAGGUUGCAGGUGCGUAGGAAAAUUCAGUGAUGUCUCGAAAACAAAAAUCCAAUAUUUCACACGGCUCUUGACAGUAUGUUUUAGUGUAAUGAGCUCAUGUAUCGGCCUCACGGCCUUCGUCAGAGAUCACGGUGAUCAAACUGGAUCCAUAAGUGGAAUAACUGGCAGUAAUCCAGAAGAGGUUAAGGUCAACUGACCCAGUCCAUUGUGGAAUAAACCCUAUAAGGUGUAAUUCAGUAGCACAAGGCUUUGUUGUUGUACAACUUGCACACCAUCGCAGGUGAAAAUGGACUGAGUUUAAUAAAAACAUCUGUCCGGUGCUUUUCCAACUUAAUGCAAACUUAGUCUACCUGCAAUUUAGCUCUGCACACUGCCUACAGAUUACAGCAUAGGGCUCUGCCUUCUGUUAAUAUGACCCCAUUAAAGACCCUUCCUUCCCCUCCCAAACCAUGCUUCUAGUCCUCUACAGUUACAUCCACCCACCGUCAGCCAAUGAAACACUCCAUUACUGUCCCCCUUUCACAUGCCCCGCCCUCCUUCCCUCAGUAUCACCAAUCAGCACACGCCAGGAACACACUUUAAGCCAAUCAGACGAGGCUAAUUAACAUGCAGUAACCAAUCAGACACACGGGGGAGGGCAUCAAGAGCACUGCUUCACCACACUGAGCUACUGAGAGAAUAGGAGUGGAAGUGUUGUAAUAUACUGUAUGUGUAAAUAAUGUGAUGCUUUUUAGAAAAGAAGACAAAAGGAAAUAAAGACCUGAACACAUUGAGAUAAUCACCCAAAACAGGUCCACUUCUCUCCAGAAUGUCAGAACAAACAUCUUUCAUUAGGCCAGAAAAGGGCUACAGUAUUUCCUCCUCUGGGAUCGAGAGUUUCUGAUGAGUUUCACAAUGGAGCGAUCGAUGGUUUUCUCCUCUGUGUUGUGUGUUUAUUAUACUAUAGGUUUGUUUGGCUGCUGAUUUAUUCUCCUGUCUUUUAGUCUUUACAUCCCUGAUCACAUCAAUUCAGUCUGAUUUAUUCUCCUGUCUUUUAGUCUUUACAUCCCUGAUCACAUCAAUUCAGUCUGAUUUAUUCUCCUGUCUUUUAGUCUUUACAUCCCUGAUCACAUCAAUUCAGUCUGAUUUAUUCUCCUGUCUUUUAGUCUUUACAUCCCUGAUCACAUCAAUUCAGUCUGAUUUAUUCUCCUGUCUUUUAGUCUUUACAUCCCUGAUCACAUCAAUUCAGUCUGAUUUAAAAACGUAAUAAAGAUGAUGACAUGGGAGUUUUAAAA
Messenger RNA from Oncorhynchus keta (chum salmon), 3540 nucleotides. RefSeq names its product growth arrest-specific 6 (gene gas6). The annotation marks the transcript as partial. The transcript has 13 exons. NCBI's taxonomy places the organism in Eukaryota, Metazoa, Chordata, Actinopteri, Salmoniformes, Salmonidae. Gene Ontology annotation, molecular function: calcium ion binding. The record is from RefSeq and is a predicted model, not a curated record.